Eptesicus fuscus (big brown bat) is the source of this 2921-nucleotide messenger RNA. RefSeq names its product WD repeat domain 5 (gene WDR5). The coding region runs from base 336 to 1340 and encodes 334 amino acids. Lineage: Eukaryota; Metazoa; Chordata; Mammalia; Chiroptera; Vespertilionidae. The transcript is spliced from 14 exons. The record is from RefSeq and is a predicted model, not a curated record. Gene Ontology annotation, molecular function: histone binding. Gene Ontology annotation, cellular component: Set1C/COMPASS complex.
GGGUGACGUGAAAAGACGCGCCCUCCGGGUCACUUUCCUUCCCACCCAGGUCCAUGUACCGACCCUCUGGCCGGCCCGGCCUGGGCACUGCCUCCCGGGUGGGCCGGGCCGUGGGAGGGCCGGUGCGGGGUCGCCAGGUUGCCUCCUGUGUUCCCUCGCCCGUGGGCCUGGCCUCGGCCCUGGAGCUCAGGAACCUGCAUUUUACCAGCGGCCGGAAGCUCCCAGGUCCCCCACUGUAGGCUGCGCUUAGCCCAGAGCUCUUCCUGCUCUGAGUGUUGUGUGGAGCUGUAACCCGUCCGCCUGCAUCUCCCUGCUGCUCGGUGGGCCUCGGAGCCAUGGCAACGGAGGAGAAGAAGCCAGAGACGGAGGCUGCCCGAGCGCAGCCCACCCCCUCGUCGUCGGCCACGCAGAGCAAGCCUACACCUGUGAAGCCAAACUAUGCUCUCAAGUUCACCCUGGCCGGCCACACGAAGGCCGUGUCCUCCGUGAAAUUCAGCCCCAACGGGGAGUGGCUGGCGAGUUCGUCUGCAGAUAAACUCAUUAAAAUUUGGGGUGCCUAUGAUGGGAAAUUUGAGAAAACAAUAUCUGGUCACAAGCUGGGAAUAUCAGAUGUGGCCUGGUCCUCAGAUUCUAACCUCCUUGUUUCUGCCUCAGAUGAUAAAACCCUAAAGAUAUGGGAUGUGAGCUCGGGAAAGUGUCUGAAAACCCUGAAGGGACACAGUAAUUACGUCUUUUGCUGUAACUUCAACCCGCAGUCUAACCUCAUUGUCUCAGGCUCCUUCGAUGAGAGCGUGAGGAUAUGGGACGUGAAGACGGGGAAGUGCCUCAAGACGCUGCCUGCGCACUCGGACCCGGUCUCCGCCGUCCACUUCAACCGUGACGGGUCCCUGAUCGUGUCCAGCAGCUACGACGGGCUCUGCCGGAUCUGGGACACCGCCUCUGGCCAGUGCCUGAAGACGCUGAUCGAUGACGACAACCCCCCGGUGUCCUUCGUCAAGUUCUCUCCGAACGGCAAGUACAUCCUGGCGGCGACCUUGGACAACACCCUGAAACUCUGGGACUACAGCAAAGGGAAGUGCCUGAAGACGUACACCGGGCACAAGAACGAGAAAUACUGCAUAUUUGCGAACUUCUCCGUGACGGGGGGGAAGUGGAUCGUCUCCGGCUCGGAAGACAACCUGGUGUACAUCUGGAACCUGCAGACCAAGGAGAUUGUGCAGAAGCUGCAGGGCCACACAGACGUCGUCAUCUCGACGGCGUGCCACCCGACGGAGAACAUCAUCGCCUCGGCCGCGCUGGAGAACGACAAGACCAUCAAGCUCUGGAAGAGCGACUGCUAGGCCCGCGCCGGGCCCGGAGGCUACCGAUUGGCAGGGGCGGAGCCCGGGGUUCCCCUGAUCCAGGCUGGGGAUGGGGGCGGGGCCUGGACCCCUCUGAGGACCAUUAGGCCGAGGGGAGAGGUCCCACCAGAAAGUUCUAGAAGGUGACGUUCUUGCCAGUUCCUCUGGCUGGGAGGAGUUCCCAGUCUCUUGUGUUCCGUCAACAAGACUUGUCAUUUUUGUUUCAGAAGGUGAGCCAAGUUCAGUUUAUCGCCGUUUCCCCGGAAAUGUUCUGUGCUGUUUUUGCUGUGUUAUUGCCCGUGCCAGGCUGUGACCGGUCGCCUCCGCAGUCCGGGCUGGCCAGUCGGCACUGCCCGACACGGUCGCACGGCGCCGGCCCUGCCUGUAGUCGUUCCCGUGUGGGUGUCUGGAACCCAGACCCUGUGAGGCUGUGUCUGUGAACUCGUGCUCGGGGGCUCGGUGCCGGUGUGUGGAGUCCACGCAACACGCCGCGCCUCAGGCCGGACGCAGAGGCCCUGGGCUGGCGUGGCCGCGGCCCCGGGCACCUCGUCCCUGCGUGUUGCAGGUGAGCGGACUUGGUCCAGGACUGGGCCUGCACUUUAACCCUGUGCACGGGGCGGGGACGAGCUCUCCGGGAGGCUAGCUGAGACGGCGCCCGCCCUGAAACGUCCUGCUGAAUGUUGCGGAUGGCUCUCGGGGCGGCUGGGGUGCAGGAGGCCCCGGCACCUCAGUUCCCGGCGCAGGCUCUCCUCCGAGGGACCAGCUGGUGGCUGGCCUCUUGCUGGCCUGCGGACCGGCAGGCUUCUUGGAGGCCUUGGCGGCAGGGAGCAGAGUGUCUGUCAUCCACCUGCCUGGCCCUCCCGGCCAUCCCAGCCCGGGCAGCAGCGGGCAUGAGGCCAGGGCUGCAGAGCAGUUUUGUGGCAGUGGCUGGUUCCUGGGGACCCCUGCAUGUAGCAAGGCCCCCCCCCCCCCAACCCCCCCGCCCUGGGUUCGAACCCAGUCUGCAGCACUGAGACCUUCGGGGGAGGCGUGAGGGAGGUGCGGUCCCACCGCGGCUGGGUGAGCUGACGGCUGACAUCCAUUCACAGCCUGGGUCUCGGCCCCUGCUCUCCUGAGGCCCGGGCCCUGGUUUUGGGGUUCGGGACGGUGCCAAGUGGUGGAUGGGCUGUUAAGAAGUGGGGGCCACCCUCAGACAGGCCUCCUGGGAACCCCCUGGUGGCCACUGGCACAGGGCGAGUGUGACAGUUCUGAAGGCACCUGGGGCGGCAGCCACAGGGUCCUUGGAAGUGAGCGUGCUCGUGGCUUGUCCGUCUGGGGUGAACGGCCGCAGGGAGAGGGCGAUGGCUCGCCGGCCGGCUCGGAGCAUCCUGACAGGAGAGCCGAGGCCCGGGGCUUGGCUGCGGCUCCCGAGGGAGGUCGUUCCGUGUUUUGUUGUUCUGGGGUCUGUUUGCCCCGGGAGGAGGGGUCUGUGCGGAGCACCGUGUCCCGAAUAUAGUGUAUUUUUUCUACAUGGAAUUCUCUGUUGUAGAUUUAUGUAAAAACACAUUCACUUUUUGGAAAUAAAGAUUUUCAUGUCUUGUA